This is a messenger RNA of Laetiporus sulphureus 93-53, 711 nucleotides long. Its product is annotated as mitochondrial 30S ribosomal protein S19. Lineage: Eukaryota; Fungi; Basidiomycota; Agaricomycetes; Polyporales; Laetiporaceae. The transcript has 4 exons. Bases 1 to 282 code for a protein of 93 amino acids. Gene Ontology annotation, molecular function: structural constituent of ribosome; RNA binding. The record is from RefSeq and is a predicted model, not a curated record. Gene Ontology annotation, cellular component: ribosome; cytosolic small ribosomal subunit. Gene Ontology annotation, biological process: ribosomal small subunit assembly; translation.
AUGUUUCCUACGGCAGUCGCACUAUCUGGGCGUUCAGCAUGGAAAGGUCCGUUCUUCGUGGCCUUUCCUAAUAUACGUGAAGCAAUGGAAAACAAUGUCGCGAUCAAAACACAAGCCCGGGCGUGCACCAUCCUCCCCAAUUUUGUCGGACUUAGGUUUCUGGUGCACAAUGGAAAGGACUAUAUACCGGUGAACGUCACGCAGGACAUGGUGGGACAUAAACUGGGAGAGUUCUCGGCGACGAAGAAGCGGUUCACGUAUAGGCAUACAAAGAACCGGUAGAGGCGGGCCUGUGUUAUUCUUCCACUUCGGUAGUCCUCUAUUUCCAUAUCGAUUCGCUCUAUCCGUCCUAUUCGAGAGCAGACCGUGCCAUACUGCGGAAAGAGCAACGGUGAAACAAAUCGGCUCUGACGCCUCUUUGCGCUCCUGGUCAACCCCACGCACAAUUUCACCAUUCGAUACAUCUCAUAAAUCCGCAUAACGACAUAUCUGGGUACUCAACCCGCGAUAUGGAAUGGAUAACCGGCUAGCUCAUUAGUGAACGACAAAAUCAAGACAUAGAGAGGAGAGCAUUCAAUACGUUGUUUCCGUGUGAUGAGGUUUGACUGGAUGUGAGAGAUUCAUGUUUUACCACCAUAGUUCAUUUAGGGGCAGCCAUGCUUCGUGUACGUUGGCAAAACCUUGCAGCAGAAUGGAUGCAUUAUGUCCGCC